Messenger RNA from Gamsiella multidivaricata, 1056 nucleotides. RefSeq names its product ubiquitin-related domain-containing protein. Gene Ontology annotation, cellular component: cytoplasm; nucleus. The coding region runs from base 1 to 1056 and encodes 351 amino acids. Lineage: Eukaryota; Fungi; Mortierellomycota; Mortierellomycetes; Mortierellales; Mortierellaceae. Gene Ontology annotation, molecular function: ubiquitin protein ligase binding; protein tag activity. Gene Ontology annotation, biological process: modification-dependent protein catabolic process; protein ubiquitination. The record is from RefSeq and is a predicted model, not a curated record. The transcript has a single exon.
AUGGCUGCAGAGCUCGACGUGCUCAUUGCCGGUGAGCCUGGCAUGUCCGUCAGAGCGCCCUACAAAGAUGACGAACCCGUUUACUUCCUAAUACAACGAGUCUCCAACAAGCUUGGCGAGAAUGAGAGCGAGAUCCGAUGGCGUGGCCUUUAUAUCAACGGCAUCCAUGCUAAAGAUCAACGACAGUCUAUUACAACCUAUCGAAUCUUUGGCAACAGUUUGACCUAUCGUUCUCAAAAAAAGGGCGAAAUGGCAAUUGCAAUGAGAACACUUACUGGCAAGACUAUUCAUUUGACCUGCAACCGUCAAGACAUCAUCAUGGACAUCAAGACCAUGGUUCAGGAGAUGGAAGGGAUCCCUCCGGACCAGCAAAGACUUAUCUUCGCAGGAGAGCGGCUUGAGGACGAGGAUACGUUGGAAGAUUACAAUAUCGCCGAUGGCUCGAUAUUGCACUUGGUGUUGCGUCUGCGCGGUGGAGGUCACGCCCCAGGUAUAGGGCUCAAGUUCUCGGAUGUCUCCGAACUAUCUGGUGUGCGCAGGUACGAAUUUUCCUUGUCAGUUCCUCCUGGACGCACUGUCUUACCAGGAACGAACGUCGAAUGCAAGUGCAAGUGCUCUUCAAGCUACCGAGUGAUCUGUCCAAAGCGGUUUGGAGCAAUUGAGUUGUCUAAAGAGCAGUUCACAUGCCCUAACUGCAAGUCGAGCAAAAGGAUUACCCCUGUCACGGUUGGAUUCGUGAGAUGCAAGUACCGUUUUCAUGGAAUCAAGGCAACUGGCGAGCAGUACACAUCUGAUUGGAAAGACGUAACUGACGAGGAUUGCUACCAGCUAUUCAGUCCAGACAAUCAAGCCCUUUGGAAACGCUUGGUAAUCGAGUCGGCCGAUAUCUAUAAACGCGAAGACUGUACGAUCUGCCUGAAGCCCAUGGACACCAUGCAGAAACUUAGCUGUGGCCAUUGCUUCCAUGAAGCUUGUUAUCCUCAAUGGAAUUCUUCCUGCCCCAAAUGCCUCUUCAGCCAACACUUAAUCACCGGCAGAGCACCGCAGCAGUGGUAG